Molecule: messenger RNA, 411 nt
Organism: Ordospora colligata OC4
Lineage: Eukaryota; Fungi; Microsporidia; Ordosporidae
Exons: 1
Coding region: 1-411 (136 amino acids)
Source: RefSeq, a predicted model, not a curated record
AUGAUGCUUAAUCUCCCAGGUAAAAAAUUAUGUGGCAGGCUCGACGCCUACACAGGCACCUGUUGCUCCAUUUUGUGUAGUGAGAAUCAGAUGCCUGGAAUACAUGUAGCAGGAGCACUACUGCAUAUCCACACGGUAAGUGGGGGGUCAUGCUUUUCUGGUUUUAUUCUUACUUCUCCAUUAUCAUUCAGACUUUACCAAAACUACAGAUCGCAUAUUUCAAUUCCAUCGAUAUCCCCAGAAAUAAUGUAUACAAAGAAACACACUGUAGAUGAAAAAAACGAAAAAUAUGCUGGUCAGUUUUAUUCUCUUGGUCCAGACACACUUCCAAGCCCAUCACAAAUACCUGUGGUCGGUAUUGCAAAGCAAAUCCAAGAAGAUAAACAAGACACCUUGUCAAGCAAACAAUAA